Molecule: messenger RNA, 4301 nt
Organism: Halichondria panicea
Lineage: Eukaryota; Metazoa; Porifera; Demospongiae; Suberitida; Halichondriidae
Product: mucin-2-like
Exons: 7
Coding region: 140-4183 (1347 amino acids)
Source: RefSeq, a predicted model, not a curated record
AGCACCUCCGGUGCUUUAUACAAAACAUAAGCUCACGUGAUGAUUCAUUAGUGACCUUUUGACCCUGUCCACCCUCCUCUAGCUAGCUAUAAAAUUAUUGGUUUUAUGAUAAUCCUCUCAACUUCACUACUCUCUAAAUAUGGCACAUCUAAUCAGCACUGAUGGCUACACUUCUGUGGUUAAGAUUGAACCCACCCCCUACAUGAUGCCACACCCCCCAACUCAUGGACCCCUUGUGGAGACGUACACCCCAACACACCAUUGCCCCACUACUCCUCAAAUACCAGUGACUAAAAACGAAUAUCUAAAUGUUCCUCAACAAACUCGGCCGUUAUCCACACCACAAAUCAAAACAGAACCUGCGGAUUUUUCAGUCAAUCUGCAAGGAGCUACUGAUCCUCACAUCCUCACACCGUCACAACUGCCCACUCACAUCCCACCCACGACUACCUCCUACACACCCAUUAUGAAAUCUGAACCUCUCCUAGAUGUCCCCCUCCCACCAGUGUCGUGGAAACCCAAUACCAGGAGUGCUGCACAAAGAGCUAAACGAAAGUUAGAGAAUAUAAAUAAAGAAAAAAAUAAAGAGAAAAGGCGCGAGGCAAAAGCACUAAAAGCACUAAAAAUACAAGAAGCUCGUGCUAAAAGUCGCGAGGAAAAAUCACAAAGAAAAAGAACAUCUUGUGAUUUAAAAAAGAAAGUGAAAUAUUUAUGUCAAUACAACAAGGACAAUCCUCAUAAGAUUUUGCAGAUUCUUCUGGAACAUUACACUCAUGAGAAAAUUUUUCACCUCUACUUUACGAAUGCUGCUUUAAAAAAAUACAUAAAAAUUGCAAAAGACAAUGGGCUGCUAGAAUUCAACCUGAAAAUGCCCAGCGCUAUGGACACCAAUCAACCAGGACCAUCAGGUAUGAGUGUUCCCCCUGUCACUCGAUCACAUGGAUCAAGUAUGAGUGUUGCACAAGAGAGCAGCUUCAAUGUUGUAGCAGAGGACGUUGUGAACACACACAAUAAUCAGCAGUCACUCGUGUCUAAAACAGCUGUUGCUGAGCCGACUACUAUUCAACCAUUAAUGUCAAUCGUUUGUUUAACCCCCAAAUCAGUCACCGUGGAAAAACAAACUCCAGUGACUAAUCUUUUCACAUCCACGAUGUCGGAAGCUUCUAUUAAUGAACAGAUGGUAUCUUCAAGUGUAACAAUGGAAGAUUCAAACCCAGAACAGAUAAUUCCAAGAAAUUUGCAGGAGACUAUAAUAAACUCAAGAUCUAUUACCAGUGAUGUAAGUGUAAGCAAUGCGACCAGUAACGUUGGGACCGCCGUGGAAGAUACCAGUGAUGGCGAUGCGACCAAUAACAUUGGAACUGCUGUUACCAUGGAAGUUAUGACCAAUAACAUUGCGACUGCCAUGGAAGAUACCAGUGAAUCACCUAUAAAAACUGUACCUAGGAUUACAGUUGCAUAUUUCGAAGAUAGAUACGGCGAUUCACUCAGUCUGUCACUAAAAGAAAGUGUGUCCAACCCACAAAUCAAAACAAAGAAUUCAGAUUUUUCCAACAAAUCUCUCCCAUCCCCUAGAGUUGCUACAGAGCCAAUCGGAUCUUCUCAGGCUGUGACUAUUCCCCCCGGAUAUCCCCCGGUGGUCCCACGGGAGAAUGAUGAGGGCCUACUGAUGUUUGAAAAUGUGGACAUGUCCAAACACAAGCCAAGCAGAGCUGCUCUUGUCACGUUCAGCGAUGGACCUUCCACCUCCACACCUCCACCCCCUCACACCUCACCCGUACCCAUGGAGACUGAAGUGCCACCCACUCCAUCCACACACCCUCACACAGCACAACCGCCCGUCAACACGGAGAGUGAUGAAGAGUUCCUCUAUGGCGAUAGUGACCGCGAUCAAACACCACCCCCUGACAUCCAGCUAGAGUCACCGGAGGUGACACAGCUCCCUCCAGACUCUCAGCCCCUCCUCGUCAACCCACCCUCUGGCCAGCAACUUGUCAAACCCUCACCCGGUGACUCCGAUCCCUCCAUAGACCGUCUGUUGGAUCUAAUUGGUCAGUCAUCAAACCCAGACCCACCCAAUCAGCUGCCAUUGGUGGACCCAACUGACCAGCCGUUAUUGGUGGACUUACCCGACCCGCUGCCAUUGGUGGACCCAACCGACCAGCUGCCAUUGGUGGACCCAACCGACCAGCUGCCAUUGGUGGACCCAACCGACCAGCUGCCAUUGGUGGACCCAACCGACCAGCUGCCAUUGGUGGACCCAACCAACCAGCCGCCAUUGGUGGACCUACCCAACCAGCCAUUAUUGGUGGACCUACCCAACCAGCCGUUAUUGGUGGACCUACCCGACCCGCUGCCAUUGGUGGACCCAACCAACCAGCUGCCAUUGGUGGACCCAACCGACCAGCCGCCAUUGGUGGGCCCACCCAGCCAGGGCAGUGAGCAACAGGCUGACCUGGAAAGGGAUGGCCAUCAAUCUCGAGAUACCCCGCCCUCCCCUGAACGUCCAGCCCACUCAGUGUUGCUACUCGAACCAGAACUACAGGACAAUACUUCCAUGCUCGAGCAAGCCUUCUCCAUCCUACCCUCACUUACAGAAUGGCCAAAAGAAAGAACCUCAAAGAAUAAAAAGCAAAACCAAAGCUCAACGAAAGCCAGAAAUCAUUGUAACACUGAUACAAACUUGGAUCAAGACUCGAGCAGUUGGUCUGACGAAGACGGAAGAAUGGCUGUCGAAAAUACUAAGAGAAACAAACCCAGUACGAAACGUUCGCCUCGAAUUCAUCCGUUCACCUCUUCUGCAGCUAGCAAUAAUUCUGAUCAUAGCUCGAAUGAGGACACUAGCAACUACACUGGCAGUGCUUCUCCGGUGAAAAAACAGAAACCACAAAUAUUGCCUCAAAAGAAACAACCUGACCCCCUGUCAAGAACACAACCUCCCAGGGAGCAGGUUCCAUCCAAUCAGACGUCAGGUAGACUCUCUCCUCCUACUGGGAAAGACAAAAAUACAAGUUCCGAUAUUGAUAUGGAACUGGGUUCUGAUACUGAUAUGGAACAGGGCUCUGGCUCUGAUACUGGUAUGGAACGGGACUCUAGUAAGCAGGCAGAGACCAAGCACACUAGAGACAGCUCCUCAGAUAUGACUCCGCCAUCAAAGAAGCAGAGGGUCAGUCCAACAGGUGAUUCGACCCCCUCCCCUGCACACGCUGUUAGUGAUGUCAUCAAUAAUGUCGUAAAUGCUGAAGAGGUCAUAGACGUUGACGCUCUACCGGACAUAAUUGUAAUGGAGCAUGUCAGUCCUUCGUCAGAUACAGACGUGGAUGUGGGUGGAAAUUCACAAUAUCUCAGCCUCUUUUCACCCCAGGCUAAGAUCGAGUGGUCACCAAAACGAAUAGACAAAGACAUUGCAUCAGAAACAGACCAGGAACCAGCUGCUCGUAGGCAAAUUGUUUUUCUUUCAAACAGUACAAUGGAUAUUGCAGACUCACAAGAUUUACUAGUGGAUCGGACGAAAAGGGCCCCCCAAAGUGAUUUAUUGAGAGGGACCUCCCACAGUGAUUUAUUGAAAGGGACCUCCCACGAUGAUUUAGUGAGAGGGACCUCCCUCGGAGAGAAUGAGAUCGUGCAGGUGGUGGAUAGUCCAGAGUCAGUAGCUGAGUCGGCAGUUUCAGCAAAGGGCAACCCGACUCAAGAGACUAGUCCUACAGACUACCGGAAGAUCGCGAUCAAACUCGAGCCAAUGUCUACUGACCGCCAGCUGGAGGGUGCUCAGUCUAUCUCAACUGACAAACCAUAUUCAAUCACCCCCUCUAAGUCCAGCACUGAGUCCCCGCCUUCACGUAGCAGUAGCCGAGGGAGCACCCCUCGUGGGAUACCCCAGAGGUUGCCCCUGCAAUUUUCUACCAGACCCCGUAUCAAACUAAGCAUGGACAAGGCCAAGUCUGGCGACAAGAGUGCGUGUAAUAGGACGGGGGAACUGACCUUUGGUAGCACACCCUUUUCACAGCCGGCCUAUCAGAAACUGUCUGCGUCCAAUCAGAAUGAAGCUAAACAGACUCUGUUGCAGUUGCGAGAGGCUGGUAUUCAACUGACGAGGGACUUCUGUGAUAGAUCGGACAAAGCCGAGGCUCUCAUAUACAGAAUAGCCCACGCCUUCUUUAGUGAAGAACACAAACUACAGUAACUGUUGCGUUAAUUGCACGUUAUUAUUCAUUAACUAUACACUCCUCAACCAUUGUCAUUCAACAUUUUGAUUUUGUAAUUCUCAUAUCCAAUUAUUAUUAUUUAUUAUAGCCUCAAGG